Molecule: messenger RNA, 2093 nt
Organism: Phalacrocorax carbo (great cormorant)
Lineage: Eukaryota; Metazoa; Chordata; Aves; Suliformes; Phalacrocoracidae
Source: RefSeq, a predicted model, not a curated record
GAGGGAGGGGCGGGCGGUGCCCAUCGAUGUCUCUGGGCUCCGCCCCUCCGCCUGCCCCGUUCCAUGAGCGAUUGAGCGGCCUGUCGGGGCGGCGGGACCCUGAGCCCACGCCCGGCCCCCACCCCCCGCCAUGGGGCUGCUCUCGGACCCCCAGUGCCGGCGGGCGCUGUCCCGCCUCGUCCUGCGCCUCAACACCCCGCUCUGCGCCCUGAGCUACGUGGCGGGGCUGGGCUGGUUCCUGGCCUUGGCCUUCCAGCCCCUCGCCCCCCGCACCUACAUGUCGGAGAACGCCAUGGGCUCCACCAUGGUGGAGGAGCAGUUCCUUUUCGGCGAGCGGGCCCUCUCCUACGCCCGCGAGUUCGCCGGGCACAAGAAGAAAGCGGGGGGGAUGCCGGUGGCCUGGCUGGAGAAAACCAUGUGGAACCUGGGGCUGGAGGUGCACAAGCAGCCCUUCUCCCGCACGCUGCCUUUCCCCGACGAGACCCGCGAGCGAUACAUGGUGAAGGGCACGAACGUGUACGGCAUCCUGCGGGCGCCCCGCGCCGCCAGCACCGAGUCGCUGGUGCUGAGCGUGCCCUGCAGCGAGGGGCCCCACAACAACCAGGCCGUGGGGCUGAUGCUGGCCCUCGCCUCCUACUUCCGAGGCCAGAUCUACUGGGCGAAGGACAUCAUCUUCCUGGUGAACGAGCAUGACCUGCUGGGCAUGGAGGCCUGGCUGGAGGCCUACCACGACGUCAACAUCACCGGCGUGCGGUCCGCGGGGGCGCUGGGCCGGGCGGGAGCCAUCCAGGCGGCCGUUUCGCUGGAGCUGAGCAGCGACGUGGUCACCAGCUUCGACGUGGCGGUGGAGGGGCUGAACGGGCAGCUGCCCAACCUCGACCUCCUCAACCUCUUCCACGCCUUCUGCCAGAAGAAUGGCCUCCUCUGCACCAUCCAGGGCAAGCUCCAGCGCUCGGACUGGGACUCGCUGCCCGCCUACGCCCACAGCCUGCAGACGCUGCUGCUCAUGGUGCUGGCCCAGGCCUCGGGGCGGCCCCGCGGCGACCACGGCCUCUUCCUCCGCUACCGCAUCGAGGCCAUCACCCUCCGCGGCAUCAACAGCUUCCGACAGUACAAGUACGACAUGACCACCGUGGGCAAGACGCUCGAGGGGAUGUUUCGGAAGCUCAACAACCUCCUGGAGCGGCUGCACCAGUCCUACUUCUUCUACCUGCUGCCCUCCCUCUCCCGCUUCGUCUCCAUCGGCGUCUACAUGCCGGCCUUCGGCUUCCUCAUCCUCGUCCUCGUCCUCAAGGCCCUGGACCUCUGGAUGAAGCUGAGCAAGUGCGAUGCCGGCAGCGCCGAGCGGCUCUGGGACGGCGGCGAGCCGGCGGCCGGCGAGGAGCCGCGGCCCGGUUUGUUGGCGCUGGUGCCGCCGCUGCUCAUCUGCCACGCCGCCGGGCUCGCGCUCUACUUCUUACCGGUGCUGGGGCAGCGCGUGGCCACCCAGCACUUCCCCGUCUCCGAGUCGGAGGCCGUCGUCCUCACCCUCAUCGCCAUCUACGUGGCCGGCAUGGCGCUGCCCCACAACACCCACAGGGUGCUGGCGGGGGGCGGCAGCGACCGGGGCUGGAUGACGCUGAAGCUGCUGGCGCUGCUGUACCUGGCCGUGCAGCUGGGCUGCCUCGCCCUCCUCAACUUCUCCCUCGGCUUCCUCCUGGCCGCCACCAUGGUCCCCGCCGCCGCCGCCGUCCAGCCCACCGGCCCCAAGGUGCUGCUGGCGGCGCUGCUGGUGCUGGCGACGCCGGCGGCGACGCUGCUGCUGGGCAUCUUCCUGCAGCGGGAGCUGGUGGAGGCGCCGGCGGCGGCGGCCGAGGGCUGGCAGCUCUUCCUGGCCGCCCUGGCCGAGGGGCUGCUCCAGCACCACCUCUACGGCUCCUUCCUCUUCCCCUUCCUCGCCCUCGGCGCCUACCCCUGCUGGCUGCUGCUCUGGAACGUCCUCUUCUGGAAGUGAGGGACCCCCCGGCGCGGGGGACCGCGGACGGGCCCGGGGACAAACUGACGAUGGACCCACGGACAAACCGACAAUGGACCCACAGAGAGACCCAUGAUGG